AUGUCUAAGGAAUUCAAAAAUGCUCCUAUUGACGGCAGUGAAGAGAGAAAAAAAGUGCUACGGCGUUUCGUUGGUGGAACUGUAGGUGGUAUGUUUCAGGCCCUCUGCAGUCAUCCAUUUGAUACUGUAAAAUCACGCGUUCAGAGCGGUAUGUUCCCAGGUGUUGUUUCUUGUUUUCAUUCCACGUGGCGAUCAGAAGGAAUUCGUGGUUUCUACCGUGGACUAACACCUCCCUUGAUGAUGGGAGGUAUAUAUAACUCCAUUCUAUUUAGUGUUAACCAAUUUAUGAUGAAUUUGUUGACCCCUGAGGGGGAAGAUGAUAAGGCAAAAGCUCCGUUUUGGCGGGCAGCCCUCUCUGGAGAGUUAACAGCUCCUAUUUAUGUUCUCUGUAUCACACCUAUGGAGAAAGUGAAGGUGAAGCUACAACUACGAAAAGGUAAUACAGAUAAUACAAAAUUUACAGGACCUAUAAGCUGUAUUCGUUAUAUUGUAAAGACAGAAGGGUUGAGUGGAAUGUUUUCAGGCUAUGUCCCAACUCUUUUUUCACGCCUCGCUGGUCUCCCUUUUUACUUUGGGGGAUACCAGAUGGCCUAUCAUAGCUUGAGCGACUCUUCAAUAGGAACAACUACUGUAGGGAAAAACCUUGCAAUACCUAUGAUGAGUGGAUGUGUGGCAGGAACUCUAUUCUGGUUGAGUAAUUACCCUUUUGAUUAUGUAAAAACGCAAGUGCAAGCGGGUGAGGGUCAGCAGCGCAUGUCACAAGUAUUUAUUACCACGUACAAAAAAGGUGGAAUACGGGCUUUCUAUAAAGGCCUUUCGGCAUGUCUCCUGCGUGCAAUUCCUGCAAACGCAUCCGUUUGGCUAGGCAUUGAAUGGGUGACAAGAGUUAUGGAAAGGAACGGAUUUUGA
Trypanosoma theileri is the source of this 909-nucleotide messenger RNA. Its product is annotated as putative mitochondrial carrier protein. Bases 1 to 909 code for a protein of 302 amino acids. Gene Ontology annotation, molecular function: L-ornithine transmembrane transporter activity. The record is from RefSeq and is a predicted model, not a curated record. Gene Ontology annotation, biological process: mitochondrial L-ornithine transmembrane transport. NCBI's taxonomy places the organism in Eukaryota, Euglenozoa, Kinetoplastea, Trypanosomatida, Trypanosomatidae. The transcript has a single exon.